UAUCUUAGUGGAAUUUGCCGGAAUAAAAUGGAGAUUCCUGACCUAGGAUCUGGAACGGAGCUGCAGAAACAUUAAUUUCUCAGGGUGAGAUUGCCUCCACUCAAAGGAACAGUAACAUACUGGAAAUAAGCAAGGUGUAUACCAUUCACCCAGACUAAGAAAAGCUUUGUCCUAAAAGGAAUAAAAUAAUCAUGGCAGAAUGUACAGGCUACAAGGAAACCUCAAAUCGGCACCUACGUUUCAAAUUGCAGAGCCUCAGUCGCCGCCUUGAUGAGCUGGAGGAAGCAACUAAAAAUCUGCAGAAAGCAGAGGAUGAGCUGCUUGACCUCCAGGACAAAGUUAUCCAGGCAGAAGGCAGCAACUCCAGCAUGCUGGCUGACAUUGAAGCCCUGAGGAAGAGAGUGCUGAAGAUUGAAGGCAAGGAUGAAGAAAUUAGGAAGGCUGAAGAGCUUUGCAGAUUAAUGAAAGAGAAACUUGAAGAGGAGGAGAGCCUCACUCGAGAUCUGAAGUCAGAAAUUGAGCUCCUUCAGAAGAGAAUGGCAGAGCUGGAGAAGCUGGAGGAGGCCUUCAGCAGGAGCAAGAAUGACUGUACACAGCUGUGUCUUAGCCUCAAUGAAGAAAAGAACUUGACCAAAAAGAUAUCUACAGAAUUAGAAAUACUUAGAGUUAAAGUGAAAGAACUGGAAUCAUCUGAGGAUAGGCUGGAUAAAACUGAGCAGACCUUAACAGCUGAGUUAGAAAAGCUGAAAUCCUUAACCCUGAGCUUUAUCACAGAAAGAAAACAUUUUAAUGAAAGAGAAAAGCAAAAUGAAAAAAUAAUCCAGGAGCUAACACAGAAACUAGAACAAAACAAUAAACUAAAUAGAGCAGAUCAAACUAGAAAUGCAUCCAACUUGCUGGAAAGGUCAUCCAACAACCUCCUGGAAAGAAAUGAUAUGAGAAUUGAAGAUGACUUGACUUCUGCACUGCCUUCAAAGGAGACCAGGAGGAAGGGAAGUGUGGAUUACCUGAAACACGUAGAAAAUGAAACCAGGAAUAAAUCAGAAAACCAAAAGAAUAAAAACCAGGAAGACAACAAAGUCAAAGAUCUCACCCAAGAAAUUGAGAAACUUAAAACUCAGAUCAAACAUUUUGAAUCUUUAGAAGAAGAACUUAAAAAAGUGAGAGCCAAAAAUAAUGAUCUGCAAGACAGUUACUUAAGUGAGCAGAAUAAAAACAAACUCUUAACCGGUCAGUUAGAAGAAAUAAAAAUGCAAAUAAAGAAACAGAAAGAUCUGGAGAACGGAGAAGUUGAAAAUGAAGAUACAAGUUUUUCUAGCAGGGGAAAACAUGACCGACCUAAAUACAGAGGUGUGAUGAGUGAUUUGCCAGCUGCUAAGCACAAGGCAAGGGAGCUGUCACCACAGCAGCGCCGGGACAGGGCACGGAACAGAGACUUCUCCAGCACUAAUGACAGCUACAGCCACAGUGGGAAGCAGGUGCCCAGUCCAAGCUUAGUGAACAGAAGAGCAGGGAAAGCUUCUGCUGCAUCUGCCCUUUCAGACACUGCUGGCACAGAUACAAGAAAACUGGAAGAGAAAUCUUCAGUUUCCACUCUUUCUUCUGGUCAGAAGGAUGGCUGCAUCAUGCAGAAUGAGGGGAAGAGAUCCAAAGAGCAGCCAUCUGUCCUCAGCAGAUAUCCUCCUGCUGCACAAGAGCAGAAGUCUUGGAAAGCACUUUCCAAACCUGUUGGUGAUGCAGGCCUGAGAUCCAAGGCUGAAAAGCCAUCUCAGGUGCUCCGUGGCAGCUGCCAAAAUGGUGCUGACACACGAGAUGAAAAGUCAAGCAAAGGAGAAUCAGUGGGUUCUUUGGCUGAGAAGCUGAAAACGAGUCAGGAUGAAGUCAGUGAGUGCUUGAGGGACAUGCAGCUCACAAGGGGUAACCACAUCUCUUCCAAUGGCACAGUCUCAGCAUACAGGUACCACGUGUCCUCCAGUGGGUCAGACUCUGCUGGCUCUAAAGUGGAAGCAGCGAGCACUUUUGCUGCAUCACACAGACAGCCCUCAGAGGGGAGGGCUAAAAGGGCAGUAAUCUCCCAGGAAAGAGAAGCUGCAGAUGCAUCACUUGAAAGUGUGAAGCUUUCGACACUAACAAAGCGUUCCCAUCACUCCAGGAGCCAGGAGGACAUUCUGCAGAUUCUCACAGCUCUGGAUAAAGAAGGCACCGAGCAGUCUUCAAGCUCAACAACAGAUCAUGUAAAUGUGGGUUUAAAAACUGACUCCAAAACCACGCAGAGUAACCAGGAAAAACUUAAUUCAGAUGAAGAAUCAGGGAGAGGCAAAAACCCAACCACUCAGUCAGAUUUUGAGACAAGAAAGAAAAUCAGUUCCAAGCAGUUCUCCAAUUCUAGGGGAGUUUUUAGAGCAUCACUUUUUGAAGAUGACAAAAGAACUGUGAAUGAUGAAGAGUCUACUAAGUGCAUAAAACCAUUAGAUGCCAGCCCUGGAGGAUUGAAAUCCAGAAGAACCUUCAGCCCUAGAGAAGCUCUGAGAUCAAAAGCCAUCAUUAAGCCUGCAAUUGUUGAGAAGGAUAUGAAGGCAAUCAUGGGAGGGGCUGUUUCAGAGGCAGAGUCAGAAAAACAGAAGUCUACUUUUAAAACAGUAACAAAUAAAAUGUCAAGCAGCAUCACAAUCUUCCCUUCUGAGCCAACAGCUCCAAGGACCACUUCAGAUACAGCAGCAAAGGAAAGGCAUGUUACCACCAGCAACAUCAGAGUUGCUUCAAAUGAGCCUUCACCAUCAAUAACAAACAAUGCCCCUUCACCCUUUGAGAUUUCAGUUAAUAGAAGUGCUCUGAAGUCAUCUGAGACAGACAGAAGUGGAGAGGCAGCGAGAAGUAAAGCUGAAACAGUGGUCUCAAGAAGCAGCAUUAUGCUAAAGACUUCUGAGCUCAUGGAGAGGAGCAGUGAGCCACCUCUGGAGACAAUCAGCUGGAAGAGCCAUGGCUCGUCAGAGGCGGGUUCAUCCGAAACAAAGCAUGUCACUGUGAGAAGUUCCUGGAGAACAAGACAAGGCCUGCAUUCCCUGGAGGACUCUCAAACCAAAGUGGAGAAAAGUGCAACUUUCAGUGUCACAAACUUGUGUAGGUCCUCAGUGGACCUUUCAGAAGGGGAAGGGAAUAGUUCAAAAACAGACUUCCUGGAGCAGACUUCAUCAAGGACGAGUGCCACUGCUAAUUCUUGGAGUGCCCCUGACCCUGUACUUGGGUCCCAAAGGACCAAAAGUAACUUAAGUGCAUCUGAGCUGCUGACAUGCAGGAGCUAUGGCAGUGAUCCUACAGCAGCUGCUGCUCGGCAGAGGAGCACACUACCUGAUGAAAGCAAGGAUUUUGUGUCCAGUUCCAGAAGGAAGCAGUAUGGCUCUUCUGAGUACCUGCUUCAGGCUGACACUGUGGGGAAAAGGACAGCCACCAAGGACCCUGAAUCCAACUCCCCUGCAGCAGCAGGGCUGCAAGGAGAGGAGCAGGGCUCUGCCCGGCCUGGCCGCACAUCCCGGAGAUGAGCUGCAUUUCCCUCUGUGACCGUGGUGAAGCAAGAGGCAGGGCAGUACC
Molecule: messenger RNA, 3588 nt
Organism: Ficedula albicollis (Collared flycatcher)
Lineage: Eukaryota; Metazoa; Chordata; Aves; Passeriformes; Muscicapidae
Gene: LUZP1
Product: leucine zipper protein 1
Exons: 4
Coding region: 192-3539 (1115 amino acids)
Source: RefSeq, a predicted model, not a curated record